AUGAGCUCAACAAGGACCAUCUCAGAAGCCAAGCUCGGUUUUCUUCGUGACCAAAUUCGCGUGCUGUCGGCGCCGCUCAGCCCGUCCCCUGACUGGCGCGAAUACGGUCCUGCCGCCGAGGACGACAUCGGCGAGAAGGCCAUCAGUGAGGCAUUACAAAAAUUCAACACACUUUUGAAACAGCAUAACCGUGCCGUCUUCUCGACACAGGCAAUACAUCAUGUCUCCCAGCAGAUUGAGCGGCUUUACUGGAAUUCUAUCAGCCCGGAGUUUGGCCAAGAGGGUUCCCGACAGCCUGACAUUGACAAGGGAGCUGAUCUGACGAAUGCCAGAUAUAAGCUUCUUCGAGAGAGACUUGUCAAACUUGACGCUGAACGAAAGAAAAGGGAGGAUAAGCUACUCCAGUACAAGCACUUGAAGAGCUUGUUGGAACCGUUUGAAGAUCCCUUGAAUACCAUCCAGCCUAAUCUUGCUACAAGAGAUGGCGAACUCGGGGCAGAGCUAGACCGUAUGAGGAUGUUGCUGGCCAAGGUCGCAAGCAAAGUUGGGAAAAUUCAGAGCGACACUCAAAACUCCGAGAAAAAAGAAGAAGAAGAAGCUAUUAUGGACACAGACGACAAGCUAGCCAGACUGCUUGAUAUGACUUGA
This is a messenger RNA of Trichophyton benhamiae CBS 112371, 648 nucleotides long. RefSeq lists its product as uncharacterized. Gene Ontology annotation, cellular component: Mis6-Sim4 complex. The coding region runs from base 1 to 648 and encodes 215 amino acids. Lineage: Eukaryota; Fungi; Ascomycota; Eurotiomycetes; Onygenales; Arthrodermataceae. The transcript is spliced from 3 exons. The record is from RefSeq and is a predicted model, not a curated record.